AUACCUAGUUUGCACUUUGCAUCGUAUAACAACUUUACCGGAUCUUAUAUAAACGAGCAAGAGCUUGAGGUUUCAAUUUCAAGCUUAUCAGAAAUUUGAUCGCGCUUUUUGAACAACACACAGCAAUUGAAAAAUGGACCCUUCUAUAAUGAAGCUGCUUGAAGAAGAUGAGGAUGAAACUAUGCAUUCUGGUGCUGAUGUAGAGGCAUUUACAGCUGCUUUGAAUAGAGAUAUUGAAGGGGACACUUCUGUGAAGCCUCUCCCUUCUGAUUCUGAUAAUGCAGCUUUAUCUCAAGGAAGCAACCAUAACCCAGGCCAGUUGUUUCCGCCGUGGCAAGCUUCCAGCCAAAAUGAGAAUGCCAGUCAGCAAGUUGUAAAUGUUUCCCAACAGGAGCUACAUGCUUCUAUAAGCGAAGUAAAUCAGCAUGGUUCUGCUACAGAGAAUCAGCUACAACAACAGAUCGACUCGAAGGAAUUAAAUUGCAUUCCCAUGCAACAGAAACAGUCUCAAGACAGUUUUCCGCAACAGCAGACUGAACAGAAGAAUCCACAUGUAUCACAAUCAUCAAGUGUCCAGAACCCAGACAGGAUUACUGCUGUUGGUCAAGAACCGAAUAAAGCACAGGAUCCAAGUAGCAUAUCUCAGUACCUUCGGUCACAGAAGAUGAAUAGUCAACAAGCUGCAGCAACAAGUCAGGCUAAUAAUGCUUUGAAAAAUGGAAAACAAGUACCAUUUGCCAUGUUAUUUCCAGUUAUAGAGCCACUACUUGAUAAAGACAAAGCCAUGCAACUUAGAACUAUCUAUAAUAGACUAAAAAAAAAUGAGAUCUCCAAAGAUGGCUUUGUAAAGCACAUGAGAAGUCUGGUGGGUGACCACAUGCUCAAGCUGGCAGUUGUAAAGCUGCAGGAACAGGCUCCUCGCAGCUCACAAGUUGCACCAACACAAGCUGCCUCACACUCUCAGGUUCCUGCUCAACAACAGCAUAUGACAAUGCAAUCUGUUAGUGGCCAACAGUUUUCUGAAUCUCACUCGUAUUCCCAAAUUAAUCAGAAGGGUCUCAACUCUUCAGUAAACCCAUCUGGUCCCUCUCCGGUGAUACGAGCACCAAUUGUUUCAAGCAAUACGGCAAUGGAUAAUAAUGCCCAUAUUUUGCAUGAUAUAAAACAAGAAAGGGAGCGCCCCAUUGCAAUACAGGGACUUAAUAAGCAGCAGCAGCAACACAUGCACUUUUCUCAGUCCUCUAUUCCCCCUUAUGGAACUACUACAGGCAGCAAUUAUAACCAAUAUGCUGGAGGAAAUAUGCAUAGCUCAAUGCAAUCUCUUAAACAGCAGCCUCAAAAUAUGCAGGCAAGGCAAGUCCCAAUUCAUCCAGGCGUUAGCACAAUGCAGUCAAUUGGUGUGCCCAAGUAUGAGAAGCAGAACACUUUCACUGAACCCAUGAGAGUGCAAGGACAUUAUGUGAAACAAGAGCCGAUCGAUCCAGCAAAUGAGCAACAACAGAAAUCUCAGCUGUCUUCUUCACAAGGGCAAUCUAGGGCAGGCUUCUCUACAUCAACCAGUAUUAUGCAGUCAAACGCAGGACUAUCAUCUAUUACAACCCAGAUGGACCCAAGUAACUCGUUAGGUGCCCGGUUAGCAUCAACUACACCUUCAGUUGGACCUGGAAGUAUAGCUAAAACACCCAUGAAGAAGGCCAUUACUGGUCCAAAAAAACCUUUAGAAUCGCCAGCUUCCGAAACCUUGCAGCCAGCGAAAAAACAAAAGGUUUUCCAUUCUGAUCAAAGUAUUGAGCAACUCAAUGAUGUUACUGCUGUCAGUGGAGUUAAUCUGCGGGAAGAGGAAGAACAACUAUUUUCGGGUACCAAGGAAGACAGUAGAGUCUCAGAAGCAUCUCGUAGGGUUGUGCAAGAAGAAGAAGAAAGGUUGUUUUUGCAGAAAGUUCCACUCCAAAAGAAAAUGACAGAAAUCAUGAAUAAAUGGGGGGUGAAGAGUAUAAGCAAUGAUGUGGAACGAUGCCUGUCACUGAGUGUAGAGGAACGUUUGCGUGCGCUGAUAAGUAAUAUGGUGAGGCUAUCGAAACAGCGGGUUAGUAUUGAGAAGGCAAGACACCGAACUAUCGUCACCUUGGAUGUACGCCAACAAAUUGUAGCAAUGAACUUGAAAGCUAGGGAAGAAUGGGAUAAGACACAGGGUGACCCAGAAAAAGGUCAGGGUGUAAAUGAGUCAGAAGGCAAUUCUGGAACUGAUGGAGAUAAGGAUAAGGAUGACACUCGUGCAAGACCAGCUAAGGCCAACAAAGAGGAUGAUGACAAGAUGCGUACAACAGCUGCAAAUGUUGCUGCUCGAGCUGCUGUAGGAGGAGAUGACAUGCUGUCAAAGUGGCAAUUAAUGGCUGAGGCCAGGCAGAAACGCGAAGGAGGGGUUGAUUCUGCUUCAUCUUCUCAGCCAAGUAGAGAGGUAAACCGCAAGCUUGCAUCAGCCCCUGUAAGAAAUGCUAGAGACAACCAAGAUGCUGAGAAAAGGAGUCAAUCAGCUACUGUUGCUACAUCUGGAGCAAUGAGGAAAUCUGGCAAGACUCAGUCCGUGUCUCAAACAGACAUUCUGCGUAGUAUAUCCGUCAAGGAUGUGAUCGCUGCCCUAGAAAGGGAGCCCCAGACUUCUAAGUCUACAUUAAUCUAUCGUCUGUACGCGAAGCUGCAUAAAGAUGUCACAUGUGAAUAAGUGGUGAAUUAUCAAAUAUGCUUGCUCACCUGCAUGUUCACGCUGGUACAUAAAGCCGUAAAAUGUCAGGCUGGCCCGACCUGUUUCACAGUUUCUGACUUGCCCUAAAUCCUUGGCAUCUUUUUUCUGCAACAUACAGCACUGCAUAAAAAUGAAUUACAUACAGGAUGCUUCAUUGCUGCAGCUUGUUAUAGAGAAACAGAUUCAAAAUCGAUGCCAAAGCUCCAUCUUUUUGGUCACCUACUUGUUUCCUUCUGAUCUAGAAGAAUCCUGACAUUAUUUUUUUGCACUUGGAAUAAUCUUUUUGUCCGUGUGACGUAAAAGAAUCCUGACAUUAUUUAUGUGUAGUUGAAAUUUGAAUAAUCUUUUUGUAUAUUAUAAACAGAAGUUGCUCUCUGUAUACAUUGAGUUUACGUUA
Molecule: messenger RNA, 3140 nt
Organism: Daucus carota subsp. sativus
Lineage: Eukaryota; Viridiplantae; Streptophyta; Magnoliopsida; Apiales; Apiaceae
Product: transcription initiation factor TFIID subunit 4b
Exons: 16
Coding region: 134-2722 (862 amino acids)
Biological process (GO): transcription initiation at RNA polymerase II promoter
Cellular component (GO): transcription factor TFIID complex
Molecular function (GO): protein heterodimerization activity; RNA polymerase II general transcription initiation factor activity; DNA binding
Source: RefSeq, a predicted model, not a curated record